Molecule: messenger RNA, 3387 nt
Organism: Pungitius pungitius (ninespine stickleback)
Lineage: Eukaryota; Metazoa; Chordata; Actinopteri; Perciformes; Gasterosteidae
Gene: numbl
Product: NUMB like endocytic adaptor protein
Exons: 9
Coding region: 373-2649 (758 amino acids)
Biological process (GO): positive regulation of neurogenesis
Cellular component (GO): cytoplasm
Source: RefSeq, a predicted model, not a curated record
CACUCCCGUGUCUUUCCACCAGGAUUUGGUGCAUCAAACAUUGAUUUGUCUUUUAUUUUUAGCGCCCGGCCGCGAGCGAGCGUGCGCGCGAGCGUGCGCCCACACACACACACGCGCGCUCGUGCACGUUUUGUGUGCAUCUGCGCAGCAGACACGUGGGCAGCUGGACUCUUGUUUGGGUGCUUCGCGAAUGCGGUCAGCGCUCCUUUCGCUCCCCCCCCCCCCGGAGUUAAUCCCCGAAGAAGAGGUGUGGUUCUCCUCUUCUCGCCCUCCUUUGCGUCACCUCGCUCCUCCUCCUCCUCCUCCUCCUCCUCUUGUAGGGGCUCUGUUUCCUCUCGCCUCCUCUCCUCUGCAGUCCUCCCUGGGUGGGAGAUGAGGUCUUGUGGCGAGAUGGGGGAGGCCAUCGAGCUCAGCACCAGGGAGCACGUGACCCCGGAGAUGAACAAGCUUCGUCAGAGCCUGAGGAGGAAGAAGCCCACCUACGUGCCCGAGGCCAGCAGGCCGCACCAGUGGCAGGCGGACGAGGAGGCGGUACGGAAGGGCAAAUGUAACUUCCCCGUGCGGUACCUGGGGCUGGUGGAGGUGGAGGAGUCCAGAGGGAUGCACGUGUGCGAGGACGCGGUGAAGAAGCUGAAAGUUAGCGGGAAGAAGACGGUGAAGGCCGUGCUGUGGGUCUCAGCGGAUGGACUCAGGGUGGUGGAUGAAAAAACCAAGGACCUCAUCGUGGACCAGACCAUCGAGAAGGUUUCGUUCUGCGCCCCCGACCGCAACUACGACAAGGCCUUCUCCUACAUCUGCCGAGACGGCACGACCAGGCGGUGGAUGUGCCACUGCUUCAUGGCUCUCAAAGACUCGGGGGAGAGGCUGAGCCACGCGGUCGGCUGCGCCUUCGCCGCCUGUCUGGAGCGGAAGCAGCGGCGGGAGAAGGAGUGCGGCGUGACGGCGUCCUUCGACGCCAGCCGCACCUCGUUUGUGCGCGAGGGCUCCUUCCGCUCCAACCCGUCCUGCCAGCAGAGCGGCGCCGGCGAGAGGGACGACAGGCUGCUGCAGGAGCAGAAGAAAGAACCACCUCCCGCCAUCCCGGCCCUGCCUCCCGGCGCCGCCUCCCCGCCCGAGGGGGCGGCGGCGGCGGCGGCGUCCCCCAUGGAGCGGCCGGAGCCCGGCGGGCCUCACGCCAUCCCGCGGCGCCACGCGCCCAUCGAGCAGCUGGUGCGCCAGGGCUCGUUCCGGGGAUUCCCGGCGCUCAGCCAGAAGAACUCUCCCUUCAAGAGGCAGCUGUCGCUGCGCCUCAACGACCUGCCGUCCACGCUGCAGCGCAAGACCGACUUCCAGGACAAGAACCCCGAGAUGGACCUGGGUUUGCCUUGUGAGGGAGACUGUAGCAUCAACGCCCUGUGCAGCCAGAUCAACAACUCCUUCACCCACCCAUCGGACGAGCUCUACUCCAACCCUUCUUUGCCGGCAAAUGGCCCCCCAACCUGCAAUGUGCCCCCUGCCCUGCCCCCACCACCGGGACCUAUGCAGGGGACUUCUUCCUGGGUGCAGCCGGAGCCUCCGCUCCACUCUCCUCCCCCCGUUUCCGUGGCGAUGCAGAUGCAGAUGCAGAUACAGAUGCAGAGCGGACACAGGCGCACGCCCUCCGAGGCGGAGAAGUGGCUGGAGGAGGUCUCGAAGGCCGUCAAGGCUCAACAGACCCCUCCCCCGGGCCCCCCCAUCCCCAUCAUCCCCGGACCACCCUCCGUGGCGAGUCAGGCCGCCGCGCCGGCCGCCUCGCUGCCCGCUGCCCCCGUGCCCCUCGGCGCCCUGUCGAAACCACUCCUGCCGGGCCCCUGCGGCCUCUCCAGCCAGCCGCUGAUGCCCCUCCCGCCCAUGUCGAUAUCGUCGGUUCCCCUGAUACCCGGCCCCCCGGUGUCAGGCCCCCCUAUGUCCCUACCGUCCAUGUCCAUUCCCACCAUGUCCGGUCCCAGCAUGACCGGGGCCUCCAUGAUGCAGUCCUCGCUGCCCGGACACCCGGGUUCCCUCCCAAACUCCAUGCAGCCCUUCCCUCUGGCGUUCGACGCCGCGGCGGCGGCUCCUGGGGGGAUGCUCGGCAGCCAAGCGGUCCAGCCGGCAUUCGUGCACAUGCAGACCUACAUGCCAGGGCUGGCCAGCAGCAUGACGUAUCCCAGCGCCAGCGUGCCCGUGGUGGGCAUCACGCCAUCGCAGAUGGUGGCGAACGCCUUCUGCACCGCCACGGGCUCAUCCGUGGCAGGGGGGGGACCCAAAGUCGGCGGGCUCGGCGCGGUCGGGCAGCACCACUCUUACCCGGCGGCACCCGGGUCAGCCGGGCACCCCGGCGGGUUUUCCACGCCGCCAUUCUCUCCCACGCCGCCGCUGUCGGCGGCCAUCAACGGCCUCCCCCCUCACAGCAGCGCCAUGAUGGCCCUCCAGAACGGGACCAGUAGCAUCGGCGGCGCCUGGCCGCCGGAGGGCAGCCAGCUGACGGCUCCGGCAGGCGGCGUUUCCCAGGACGACGAUCGCUUUGAGGCCAAGUGGGCGGCACUGGAGGCCAAACCCCAGCAGCCCGGGAGCAGGGCGCUGCCCGCCGCCGCGGCGGCGGCCAACCCAUUUUCCAACAAUCUUCAGAAGACUUUUGAGAUUGAGCUUUGAGCCGGCGUUGGCCUCCCCGGAGCCCUGGAGGUGAAGCCCCCCCCCCCCCCGCGGGGGGCUGUGUGCAGGCGUCUGACCUGUGGUUGCCUAGCGACUCGCCACGAGCUCCCAUGGGGGUGCGUGUUGAAACGAACUCCGUUGCUUAAUUUACACCCCCACGAGAGCUUUGAGGGGGAGUCAGCGGGUUGCUGGGCAGCCGUCGGGGGGGGGGGGGGGGGGUCAGGUGUUCAGCUCAAACGGACUCGACGGGAUGGAUUUUCUUUCGACUCUCUCUCCUCUGCUUCCACUUGCUUUACUUCACUUGCUGCGAGUCCCUGGAUGUACUGUAUGCGACCCCCCCCCUCCCCACCCCCCCUCCCUGAGGACGUUGUGGGGGACACAUAACCCUUUCUUUAAAAGGGGACUCGGAUGCAUUCCGUGCCCCAUGAGAACUUCGUCAGAAGACGUGCAGAGAAGCGGAGAAGCGGGCUGGAUGACGAUCAGAGUUCGGAUUCCCCCGAAAGGACCGGAUUCCACCAACCCGACAGAACUCACUCACUAAUAGUAGAGAUUUAUGGCCAAAUUAUUUUAUUUAUUGUACUUUAUUUUUAACAUAAAAAUCACUUUUUUUUUAAACCGAGUUAUUUUAAAUUCCAAGUAUUUAUUUAGUUUGAACGUCAAGGAUGUGGGAAUCCGUCAGGUAGAAGCAAAGCAUUGUGGGAAACUCUAACGGGAACCAAAAAGACCCCCCCCCCCCCC